Molecule: messenger RNA, 1385 nt
Organism: Fusarium redolens
Lineage: Eukaryota; Fungi; Ascomycota; Sordariomycetes; Hypocreales; Nectriaceae
Product: aspartate aminotransferase
Exons: 7
Coding region: 1-1236 (411 amino acids)
Biological process (GO): biosynthetic process; amino acid metabolic process
Molecular function (GO): L-aspartate:2-oxoglutarate transaminase activity; pyridoxal phosphate binding
Source: RefSeq, a predicted model, not a curated record
AUGUUCUUCGACAAUGUGCAGCAGGGCGCGCCCGAUGUUAUGUAUGAGCUCAAGCUUCGAGCUGAUGGCGAUACAGAUCCCAAUAAAGUCGACCUUGGCGUCGGGAUCUACCGUAAUGAACAAGGUCUUUAUCACGAGCUGAAGGCUUUGAAAGAUGCGAAAGAUCAUCUUGCUGUGACAAACCCCAAUCACGAUUACCAAGUUACGACAGGUAAUGCCGAAUACUUGCGUAAUGCUGCGCGAAUCGUCUUUGGAAAUGGCUCCAACAUUUUAGAGUCAGGCCGAGUCGCUUCUGUACAGACCAUAUCCGGAACAGGGUCAAUUCAUAUCGCUCUCAUGUUCCUAAGCCGUUCAAUCCAAGGCAUGGAGAAGACGGUGUAUGUGGGAACACCCACAUGGGGCAAUUAUCAGCCAAUGUGCGCGCUUGCUGGCCUCAGCUUCCAACCAUACAGGCAUUACUCCCCUAAUACCGGUCGUGUGGACUGGAACAGCGUGCUGGAAGCUGUUCGUGGAGCGGCACCAGGCAAUAUCUUCAUCCUUCAGGCUUGUUGUCAUAAUCCGACUGCAGCGGACUUCUCUCAGGAUCAGUGGAAGACCUUGGCAAAGGAAAUGAAGGCAAGGCGCUUAUUACCUUUAUUUGAUAUGGCAUACCAGGGUCUUGGAAACGGCCUAGACGAAGACGUGUUCGGUUUACGCCAUUUUGCCCAGGAAGGCUUUGAACUCUUGGCUUGCCAGACUUUCUCAAAGAGCUUUGGCCUCUACGGGGAAAGAGUCGGUGCUCUUCACGCUAUUUGUACUACAUCUCACGUCGCAUCGGCUGUGCAUGAUCAGCUUCGAUUCUUGAUUCGAUCUGAGUUCUCGUCUUCACCAGCAUACGGAGCCCGACUCGUGACCACGAUCUUGUCAGAUCCUACGCGCGAGUCAAUGUGGAGGAAAGAGCUCAAUACUAUUCAUCAACGACUGCGCGCGCUUCGAGAAAAGCUAUUCCAUCUUUUACACGAUGUUCAUAAGACCCCAGGAAACUGGGAGAUCAUAACUCGCGGGACAGGAUUAUUUAGUUUGUUGCCAUUGACUGCGAAGCAAUGUAAGACUCUACAGACCAAAUAUCACAUCUACCUGGUUCCCAAUGGUCGCAUAACCAUCCCUGGUCUCAACGAGCGGAACAUCAAGUAUGUAGCGUCAAGCAUCGAUGAGGUGGUACGGGCUUCGGAAACACCCAUCCAACAUCAUAUAUAAAGACCUCCUGGGACGGUAAAUGCAAAGAACCUCACAGUAGAGAAAGAUGAAUAAAAAUAGGAAGGCCAUCACAACUUCAGACCUUUUGCGGCUUAUUGGUGAAAAAACAGUUUUGAUCCGUGCAUUUGUCGUGCUUAAACGCCCAGGAU